Spodoptera exigua (beet armyworm) is the source of this 1199-nucleotide messenger RNA. Lineage: Eukaryota; Metazoa; Arthropoda; Insecta; Lepidoptera; Noctuidae. The record is from the annotation of a GenBank genome assembly.
AUGGAUAAUCGUGAUGAAUGUUUGGCCAACAGUCAGACAGAGCACGACUUGCGAUUUUUUAACGUCUAUACAAAUAUUAUACAAGGAAAAAUAAAGGUAUUUACUUAUACUUAUGACAAUUGUACACGACCUACUGACCUAAUACCGCCACCAAACCGAGUUCGGCGGGCUGUUGGCCGUCUGCGCGCGCGUCGCCAGUGCUACCGGGCCGAGUACGACGCGCACACGUCACGACACACAGAUAGACAAGCAAACAUGAGGAGUAGUGCACAGUUCGCGAUUCUAUUCGCCUGCGUGGCUUACGCCAGCGCCGGCAUCCUCUUGGAGCAUGCACCUGCGUGCCCUGAGCAGUAUGGAGUUCAGGCAUACGCGCAUCCCGAGCUCUGCGACCAGUUCUUCCUGUGCACCAAUGGCACCCUGACUGUGGAGACCUGUGAGAAUGGCCUGCUGUUCGACGGCAAGGGCGCCGUGCACAACCACUGCAACUACCACUGGGCUGUCGACUGUGGCACCAGGAAGGCUGAUUUGACUCCUCUCUCGACUCCCGGCUGCGAGUACCAGUUCGGCAUCUACCCUGACAGCAACGAGUGUUCCACCAGCUACAUUAAGUGUGCCUACGGUAUCCCCCAGCAGGAACCCUGCACCCCUGGUCUGGUCUACGACGAGCGCAUCCACGGCUGCAACUGGCCUGAUCUCCUCCAGCCUUUCUGUAACCCUGAAGCUGUCGUCGGUUUCAAAUGCCCAACUAAAGUGCCAGCAAACUCACAAGCCGCCAAGUUCUGGCCAUUCCCGCGUUUCCCUGUCCCUGGAGACUGCCACAGGCUCAUCACAUGCGUGGAAGGCCACCCUCGUCUCAUCAGCUGUGGAGAAGACAAGGUCUUUGAUGACCAGAGCCUGACUUGCGAAGACCCAGAACUGGUCCCUCACUGCGGACAUGCGUGAGAGGAUUCAAGGAAAUUUGUAUCAUAAGACGAAAACGAUAGGGAAGAAAAUAGGAUAAUUAAAAGGGUUGGAGCAUUGGUUGUGUAAGAAUUGUAAUUAAUAUUACUCAGAAAGUAAAAAUGUUUACGAAAUGAGUAAUAUUACUUACUUCAUCGUCCGUUAAGUAACGUCAAGUAAAAUUCUGUAAAUAAUAAUUACACCUACCACGACCAUUUUUGCUUUUGGUCUUCGUAUUUGGUUUCACUUAUCGACAAAAC